AUGGAGAUGAUCAAGCUGGGAUCGCGGAAGCUGGCCGUGGUUAUGGUUCUAGUGGCAAUGUUUGGGUUUUUGUUCGAGGGGUCUAGAGGGCAAGACUUGUGUAAAUUGACCGACCAGGAUUUGAACACUUGCAGGCCGGCUGUGACAGCCCCGAACCCGGCCGACCCCACCGGAGCGUGUUGCGAAGCUCUCAAGAAGGCCGACUUGGUCUGCCUUUGUCAGUUCAAGAACUCUGCGUUCCUGCCUAUUCUAGGGAUUGAUCCCGACCUCGCCAUGGCCCUGCCCAAAAAGUGUGUGACAACCGAGUACUUCCUCUUGGUGUGUGCUGCAAUUGGGUUUAAUGAUACAUGUGUUACAAGUAUGGUGUGA
This is a messenger RNA of Morus notabilis, 369 nucleotides long. Its product is annotated as putative lipid-transfer protein DIR1. The record is from RefSeq and is a predicted model, not a curated record. Bases 1 to 369 code for a protein of 122 amino acids. Gene Ontology annotation, biological process: systemic acquired resistance. NCBI's taxonomy places the organism in Eukaryota, Viridiplantae, Streptophyta, Magnoliopsida, Rosales, Moraceae. Gene Ontology annotation, molecular function: fatty acid binding. The transcript is spliced from 2 exons.